Molecule: messenger RNA, 884 nt
Organism: Aaosphaeria arxii CBS 175.79
Lineage: Eukaryota; Fungi; Ascomycota; Dothideomycetes; Pleosporales
Exons: 3
Coding region: 229-720 (163 amino acids)
Source: RefSeq, a predicted model, not a curated record
UGAAGAUGAACAACGGCGCGAAUGGCACGAAUUAUAUCAUGACACAUCCUCCAAUUGAUAUGGAGAAGGGACGACCCGAUAUUCAGCAACAAGAAAAGUUCUCAAGAUACCAGCAUGCCGAUUUCCGGGCAUAUGGCAGCAUGAACACUCACAUGUUCAAUCCUGCAUGUUCUCCAUCUGUGUGGCCGCCAGCCGUUCAUCAUCAAUAUACAUUGGACCAAUCAAACUAUGGCGAGUCUCAAGCUAAGACUUUCGUGCAAUCCUCUCUUGCCCCGUCUGGUCGAAUUCCAGAGGCAAUCGGCAAUGCCAUUGACGACCACGACCGUUGCAAAUACCGUCUUCGAAAAGAACAUAUUCCCCAGAGGAUGUGGCUUGAGCUCGUCACCUGCACUUGGACCUACAGAUAAUCAAUAUGCUAUGGAUCCAUCUAACUUUUCAAUCGAGCGGGAUGGUCGUAAGGAGACGGCGAUUCGAUUACACUGUUCAUUUCCCCAAUGUUCAACGACCUGUUCGGGACAUUACGCCGUCGGCAACAUGCAGCGCCACGUGAAGCAAAAGCAUGGCGAGGUCGAGAUGUUGCUUAUAUGUGAGGUAUGCAAACACGAGUUCAGACGGGGCGAUGCAUUGAAGAACCACCAAAGAGAAAGUCAUGCCGAACUGGGCAUCGAACCGAUGCAAAAGAGAGGCCCGGUUGGAAAGAGGAGGAUCUUGGAAGGCUAACCCCCCUCUCCGGAAUUCAUCGAGGAUUGUGUUCAGUCAUCCACAGGUUAACGUUAACGGGUUUCUCCUUGUUGUUUUCGACUGGAUAUUAGAUACCUAGUUUUGAUAGUGUGGUUGGGAUAGGAGAUGUUUGGUUGAAAGGUAAAAUGUCCCGGUACCAAAGA